Messenger RNA from Lycium ferocissimum, 2901 nucleotides. RefSeq names its product pentatricopeptide repeat-containing protein At5g66520-like. The record is from RefSeq and is a predicted model, not a curated record. The transcript is spliced from 2 exons. Lineage: Eukaryota; Viridiplantae; Streptophyta; Magnoliopsida; Solanales; Solanaceae. Gene Ontology annotation, molecular function: RNA binding; protein binding. Bases 858 to 2390 code for a protein of 510 amino acids. Gene Ontology annotation, biological process: RNA modification.
CAAAAAUGAAAGACCAGCGCGUUUGAAGGUCAAUCGGCGCAAAAAAAAAAUGAUUGGAAAUUAAGCUUGUGAUCCCCUUCAUACUUGCUUUUGUUGCAGUCUUUACUAUGCUAAAAGAACCUGAAGAAAAUCAGACAAGCCAAUCAAUAGGUGUUGAGUCAGCUACAUUUGCAAAGCCGUGUACACAAACCAGCCAACUACCGUUUCAAGAAAUUGCACGACACUUGCAGUUAGGAUGCAUUGGCACGAUCAAUCAUUUUCAGCCAAAAGGAAGAUAAUUUAUUAUCAGAAAUCGGUACUAGUCGACAUUCUCUUCUCUGGUGAUUGUGCAGUAAAUUGUAUGCAACUGUAAGCAUGUACUAGAGAAUCUGGUAAUAGCCAUUAAGGGCUUUGAAGCUUUACUCCAAGAAACCUCAGACAAGCAGAGGCACAUUCAGGAUUUGAAGUUUAGGGGUUUCUACAGCGACCUGGAGUUCAUAUACAGUAGUAACUGAGUUCAUCGUCAAAUAUUUUUAUAGCUAUUUAAUAUAUUUCUGAAUACAUAUACAACAACAACAACAUACCCAGUGAAUCCCACAAGUGAGGUACGCGUGGAGGGUAUAGUUUGCGCAGACCAUACCCCUACCUUGGGAGGUAGAGAGGCUGCUUCUCACACACCGUCUAGACAAAAACUACUGGGUUCCCGUGAACCCACAUAUCGUACCGUGGAUCCGCCUUUGCAGACAAGUCAAUAUUUCAAAGAUAGCUAUGUCAUAUGAACUUCCAUGGUGGUUUGAAAGGGCAGGUCAUGUAUUUGGGCAGUCCUAGGACUUGUUUCCUUAGAUGAGGAAUGGGAAAUAUUAUAUGCCAUUUUUACGAUGAUCCUAAAAGUAGUUAGUGAAACUCACUUGGCCUUAACGCCCUUAACACAAAAGUGCAGAACUCUCAACCACCUAAAAGAACUCCAUUGCCAUCUCCUCAAACAUCACCUCCCUGAAACUCCAUCAGCCAUUGCUCCACUUCUUUCAUUUGCCGUCAAUUCUAGGAACCCUUCUUUCUUCAACUAUUCGCGUAUUGUGUUUCAAAAUCUUGGCUACCAAAGUACCUUUUUGUAUAAUACCAUGAUCAGAGGAUACAUGCAAUCAGAUUUGCCGAUACCAGCAAUUCUAUGCUACAAAAACAUGCUGAGAGAUAAGCUGAUUGUAAAUAAUUAUACCUUUCCGCCAUUGAUAAAGGCUUGUUCAAUGGUUUUAAAUGAGUUGGUUCAACUUGGGUUUUCAGUGCAUGCCCAAUUGUUGAAAUUCGGAUUACAACAUGACCGGUUUAUUGUUGCAGCAUUGAUUGAAUUUUAUUCCCUAAAUCUCGAGAUGGACAGAGCACGUAUGUUGUUCGAUGAAAUUCCCUACAGAGAUGUGGUUAUGUUUACCACCAUGAUUGAUGGAUAUGGGAAAAUAGGGGAGGUGGGGAAAUCCAGAUUGUUGUUUGAAGAAAUGCCGGAGAGAAAUGUGAUUUCUUGGAGUGCAAUGAUGGCAGCAUAUUCUCGAGCUAGUGAUUUUAGGGAGGUUCUUUGUUUGUAUUAUAGGAUGGAAAAAGACGGUCUUACGCCCAAUGAGUCUGUUCUUGUAAGUGUCCUCACGGCUUGCGCUCAUCUUGGUGCCUUAACAGAAGGUUUUUGGGUACAUUCAUUGGCUAAGCAUUAUAAUUACGAGGCGAACCCAAUAUUGGCUACUGCGUUGGUUGACAUGUACUCUAAAUGUGGUAUAAUGGAGUUGGCUUCAUCAGUUUUUGAAGAGAUGACUUAUAAGGAUACUGGAGCAUGGAAUGCUAUCAUAUCAGGCUUUGCAAUGAACGGAGAUGCAAUGAAAUCCAUUCAAUUGUUCGAUAGGAUGUUAGCAAGUGGGAAGCAACCAAAUGAAACCACAUUUGUCGCUUUGCUCUCUGCUUGCACUCAUGCAAAAUUGGUCAACAUAGGUCUUUCUCUGUUUGAAAGAAUGGGCAGCGUUUAUGGGGUUGAACCCAGGUUUGAGCAUCGUGCAUGUGUGGUAGACCUGUUAGCAAGAGCCGGUAAGCUCGAGGAUGCUGAGAAGUUCAUCGAGGAGAACAUUGGAGGGAUAGAGAAAGGCGAUGCUAACGUGUGGGGCGCUUUACUUGGUGCUUCUAGGGUGUAUGGUAAUGUCGAAGUAGGUGACAGAAUAUGGAGAAAGAUGUCUAACAUGAAGAUAGCUGACUAUGGUACUUAUGUACUUGCAUACAAUAUGUACAAGGAAGCUGGUUGGGAAAUAGAAGCUAAGAGUGUUAGGAGAUUGAUCGAGGAGAUGGGGAUAAAGAAGCAGCCUGGAUAUAGUGUCAUUGAGGUAAAUGGUGAGGUUAAAGAAUUUGCCGCGAUUGAUCUAUUACAUCCUAAGUCAUGACAAGUACGUAACAUGCUUGAGUUAUUACCUUAUGUAAUGCAUCUUAUUGAUUGAACAUGAUGUCGAAAGGUCAGAUUAUGGGCAAAAGUAUUGCGUUUUUUUUGGUCUUUAUUUAUUUGAAACUAUGGAAUUGCUUCGUAUUGUGUAAAAUGGCCAGUGGAUAUUGGUACUCAGGUUAAGAAUGGUGCUUUUGCGGAGUUUUGGUUCCCAACAGUGUUUUCAGAGGCGUUUUCGGAGCGAGUCCCGGGGCGUAUCAAAAACGCUUUGCGGAGCAAAUGAAAGGCGUAGAUUCGUAGGGCGUACACCCUAGAAUUUGGGGCGUAACUCCCGAGAGCAAAAGCGUAAGCCUCGGGCAUAAAGGCGUACGCCCCAGGCGUUAAAUUUUAUUUUUUAUUGUUUUAAAAGUAUUUUUGCUGUAGAUUAUGAUUUUUAUUAUUGGUGUAAUGAUACUUAUACUUUAUGUUAUCAUGUUGUAGUGAUUUUUCUUAAAAUAUAUAAAUAAAGAAAACAA